AUGAGAGAACGGCUUUGGCGCGUACGGGCACCUCUCAUCGGUCGACGCCAACAGCAUGCUGGCGCAAUCGUCCGGAUUGCUGCCGCACCAGGCCAAGAGGGUGAAGAACAGUCUCUCAUUGGCGUUUUUGGUGGAACCUACAAGAAAGGGGAGACUUGGACAAGCCUCGCUUCCUGUGAAGUGUAUGAUAUCGGUCAGAAUAGGUGA
Messenger RNA from Dibothriocephalus latus, 207 nucleotides. The record is from the annotation of a GenBank genome assembly. NCBI's taxonomy places the organism in Eukaryota, Metazoa, Platyhelminthes, Cestoda, Diphyllobothriidea, Diphyllobothriidae.